Molecule: messenger RNA, 3717 nt
Organism: Zootermopsis nevadensis
Lineage: Eukaryota; Metazoa; Arthropoda; Insecta; Blattodea; Termopsidae
Product: gamma-tubulin complex component 2
Biological process (GO): cytoplasmic microtubule organization; meiotic cell cycle; microtubule nucleation
Cellular component (GO): gamma-tubulin complex; microtubule organizing center; spindle pole
Molecular function (GO): gamma-tubulin binding; microtubule minus-end binding
Source: RefSeq, a predicted model, not a curated record
UAUUCCCCAUAGGUAUCAUUGAGAUUUUAUACGUUGGGCUCCCUGAUUUUAAGCCGUGCGCAAUGCGUUGGUGCUCUAAAUAACAUGGAUGAUAAUAUUCCUUAGGCGGUUAUUUCUGUAAUUUUAUUAUAGUUAUUCAACGUAGCAAUGAGUGAAUUUAAAGUUCAUCACCUGGUGACAGAGUUAAUAGAACAUUUAGGCUCAAAUGCUUCACCUGAAUCAUAUGUUGAGAACCUUCAAAGAGCUGGUACAACCACAGUGUCUUCAUACAACCAUGCAACACAAAACUGUGUUAGGCAACUUGCACAAAAUAGCCCAAAUCGUGAGAGCUUCAUUGAGAAGUAUGAAGAAUUAAAAGCUAAAAACACUGAUUGUCUUCGCCCUUUUAUUCAGUUACUAUCAGUAAUCUCAGAAGACAGGAAAUUGAAAGAAUAUCUGGAGAAAAAUGCCAAGACUGCAUCCACAAAUUUACAGAAUUCUCAGACCUCUCAAGCAUCAGUAGGGAGCAUUAGUGAUCCUUUAAGAGAUUCUGAAAUUGUAGAGAAGGUAACUACAGAGGAUCUGCCUGUGAUUCGUAGUCGCCUGCACAAGGAAGUGGAAAUAGCUGAAGAAAAAAGAAGUUUACCUUUAAAUAAAGUAGAGACACAAGAAAAGGCACGGCAUCCCAAUUACCAGUCACCAGUGAUGCCAAACUGGAAUUCUGUGAGACCUAACAUGAAUCUGGAUUUUGUCACACAUCAUAGUGGACCAGUACCAUUUGCUGCUCCUUUAGGAGCAAUUCCAGUAUGUUCUCAAGAAAGUAUGGUGAUAGAAGAAAUACUGUUUUGUCUUGAAGGAGCUGAAAGUGAUUAUAUUGUUCCAAAUCCUCUUCGGGGUCUGUAUGAAACAAGAGUAUUCAGCAUUAGUGAAAGUAUUGAUCCUUCCCUGCAUGAGAUGGUGAAACAGAUUUUACCCCUUGCAUCACAUUAUUCUAUGGUGAUGCGAUUCAUCCAAGAGAAGAGCCAGUUUGAGUGUGGACAAGUGAAUCAUGCGCUCACAGCUGCCAUGAAUACCCUUAUUAAGGAUUAUAUGGUGCUGGUGGCUCAGUUGGAGACUGCAAAUCGCAAAGGCAAUUUUUCCAUACACAAACUCUGGUUCUUUAUUCAGCCUACCCUUCACACAAUGGAAAUUCUGGCAAAUAUAGCAAGUACUAUUAGCAAAUCUGGAGCCAAAGGUGGUAAAGUGUUAAGCCUGCUACAUGAACGGACCUCAAACUAUAUUGGAGAUCCUGCAGGUCAAGAACUGUGUUUGUAUCUAACACAAAAUGCAUGUGUACCUUACAUGGAAAUAUUAGAAAAGUGGGUGUACAAAGGAGUAAUCUCUGAUCCAUAUGAAGAGUUUUUGGUUGAAGAUAAUGAAGUAAUUGAGAAGGAGGAAUUGCCUUUUGACUAUUCAUCUGAUUACUGGGAGAAGCGUUACGUUAUCAGACGUGAGAAGAUUCCUGUUUUCCUGGAGAGAGUGGCUGACGUAAUUUUACUCACAGGAAAAUAUCUGAAUGUCAUACGUCAGUGUGGCAAGAAUGUAAAAUCACCACAGGCAGAGGAAAUUGUGUACACAAUUAAGGAACGACAAUAUGUGGAAGCAAUUGAAAAAGCUUACCGCUUUGCAAGCAAAACUCUUCUAGAGCUUUUAAUGCAAGAGAAUGAUCUGAUGGGCCGAUUGCGGUCAGUUAAGCAUUACUUCUUGCUGGACCAAGGGGAUUUUAUAGUUCAGUUCAUGGAUUCUUGUGAGGCAGAAUUGAGCAAGAACAUCGAUGAUAUUGUUCCGACACGCCUUGAAUCUCUGUUGGAGUUGGCACUUCGAACAUCAGCAGCAAAUGGAGAUCCUUAUAAAGAUGACAUGCGGACAGAACUUCUUCCAUAUGAUCUCCUGUUCCAGAUGUUCAAAAUUCUUAGCAUAGAAACUCAUGAAGAGAAAGAAUAUCGUUUACCAUCAGACAAACUACAUCUGCUUGGUUUGGAAUCAUUCUGUUUUGGUUAUGAAGUAAAGUGGCCAGUUUCACUUGUUCUGAACCGUAGAGCUAUAGCUUGUUAUCAGAUGAUCUUCAGACAUCUUUUCUACUGUAAACAUGUAGAACGUCUUUUAUGCAGGGUAUGGAUAUGUAACAAGGUGGCCAAGUCAUUUGCCCUUCGAGCUGCAAAGACGUACGCAUCGGCGUUUGCCCUCCGUCAACGUAUGCUCAACUGUGUGCAAAAUCUUGAGUAUUACAUGAUGGUGGAAGUAAUUGAACCCAACUGGGUUACAUUUCUUGCCAGCAUCAACAAGGUGAACAAUGUGGAUGAUGUACUUGUGUGCCAUUCAGACUUCCUGGACAAUUGCCUUAAGGACUGCAUGCUUACGAAUCCUUCUUUACUGCGUACCGUGAACAAACUCAUGGCCAUCUGCGUUCACUUCUGCCACUUCAUACAGCAUAUGAGGAGGUACUAUUUGGACGCUGAACUUACGUCCAUGCUAGGACCAACUUAUGAGGGCUAUGAAGGCUCUGAUGCUUAUGCUGAGGAAACACCGCCCCCAUCGCCAGAACUUAUGGGCAACGUGGCUGGCGAGAGUGAUAGCUUUGAACAAAGCAUUUCCAAGUUUAACUUGCAAUUUACUGCAGUUCUUGUUGGCCUUCUGGACAAAAUCUCAGAACUUGGCCGUGAAAACAACAACGAGAAAGUUCUCAAUAUUUUAUACAGAUUGGAUUUCAAUACGUUUUACACAGAGCAACUGGAAAGAUUGUGUGAUGACAGAUCUAUGGUGGGUGGCGGAAAGGAAGAGACGUCAGGUUAAGUGCAGAAAGUAAUAAAUUGCUUAUGUAAUGAAAAUUAUUGGCUGACCUUAAGAAUGUAUAAAAGGCUAUAUAUGGAGCUACUAGUGAAAAUUUGUAGUAAAUAUAUGGCAGAAGUUGUGUUUGUAAUGUUAUAUGAGACAGUCAAAUCUCCUGUUAGAAUGUUUGUCAUAAAUUAUUUAUGUGCAUCAAAUACCACAUUUCAUCAGUCAGUAAGAUUUUAAUAUUUUCCAGAUGCAUUACUUCAAAAGGGUUGUUUCAAGUUUCAGUCAUGAUUAAUACUAAUGAUAAAUUUACUAUAAACUACUUUUUGAACCAGGUUUUUCAUAUUUAUUUUUUGUGGUACCUUAUAUAAAUUCUGAAGUGGAGUAAGUUAAGUAAGGUAAACAGAAAGGGCAUUUAAAUUGGCGGACAUUGUUCCACAAUAUUCUGCAUUUUGGUAUUUUUACAUGUUCACAAGAUGAACAAAAAAAUUUUGAAGUAGGUUGCAUGGAGUGUAAUACAUGCAUUGCAGUUUGGACCACACAGAGUGACCAACUUUACCAACUAGUGCAGACAGGGAGGCAUCAAGCUAUCCAGGUAUGACAGUAUAAAAAUAUAAUGAGAAACGAAUGUGCUGGAGGCAUAUUGAACAAUACAUGAUAUAACACAAUUUUAAAAAAAUAAAAUUGUGUCUAUGUUAAACUCCAAUUUCUAUACAUUUUUCACAUUAAUCAAGUUUGAGAAGACAAUAUCAUAAAUGUCUCAUGGCACCACUUAUACCUGAAAUUCAGUGUGAGCUAUAAAACCUGAUAAUUGUAUAUUUUUUAAUGAUUCUACAUGAUUUUAUACACAUCUUUGUCUCAUCUAUGAAUUUCAUGUCUGUAGUGUGGUAUUUAGGAGCUAUAAAACGUGGGCUUGCAAAACUA